Alosa sapidissima (American shad) is the source of this 2894-nucleotide messenger RNA. RefSeq names its product autophagy related 4D, cysteine peptidase a (gene atg4da). Lineage: Eukaryota; Metazoa; Chordata; Actinopteri; Clupeiformes; Clupeidae. Gene Ontology annotation, molecular function: protein-phosphatidylethanolamide deconjugating activity. The transcript has 11 exons. Bases 1134 to 2561 code for a protein of 475 amino acids. The record is from RefSeq and is a predicted model, not a curated record.
UUUGGGUUCAAAGUGGAAUGACUGUCAAACAUUCUGCGAACAAACCGUGGAUAUCCAGUAAGCUAGCUAGCUAGCUGAGUCUGUUCGAAUCACUAUCAUAGCACACUAGCUGCUAGCUUGCAACGAAACAUAUUUAUAGCAUGUGCCGCUUUUCUUACCCACUAGUAAACAAAACACUUUCACGCCGUCGCUGCAAAACAUGAACGAAAUCAUUUUGAAUUACACCCCAGCUACCUCGCUUGCACAGUAACGUUACGAUAGUAAAGUUAGCUCGACAGCUAGCAAAGAUCAGAUGCGUUUGGUUGGUAACGUUAGCUUAGGUAGAUAACGUUUGGAUGUCACUGUUAGUUGAAAACAGUGCAUUGGCAAGUUUGACGUUUCAGACAUGAGGGUGUCCCUUUGUAGUUAAACAAAGUUAGUUACUGUCAUGUUGAAAAUCAACUGCCCUUGCUGUUGUUAGUAUGCAGUAACAUACACGUCGGCAUCGCUUCAGUUGAAAUAGUCUCUUUGGGGUCAUCCCUACAGUAUGUUCCCCGCUCGGGGUAAGGGUUAGGAUUAUGGUUAGGGUUUUAAAAAAGGGUCCUAUGUUCCCCGGUCCCAUACAAAGCGGGGAACAUAGGUACGCUCCCGUGUCUUUCUCUGUGUUAAUAGCAAGGCAACGUUACAGCUGUUUACGAGCUUUACGUUAAUGUUCAGUCUUGUAACGUUAACAUUGGAAGUGGAUAUCCGCAACCGUGUGUUGUGCUUUCCGCUUUUAUGUUACUUGCCGUUAACGGUCACCUAUUGCUGUGUAGCCCAUGCCACUUUGAAUUCAGAACCACUCUCUUUGUUUAGAUCAGAAUCACAAGACCGAGUAGCCUAUAUUUAUAUUGGCCUGCGUUCUCAUUGAUUCAAUGAGUCUCUGUUCGUGCUUCGCCCUUUCACCCCCCCUCAGUCAUACACACACAGGUCACAUGCUAGACUCUCUCACAUGAGGACAGUCAUAUCUCUGGACUUGUGCAGGAAUGAAUGGUGGCUGCGUCUUUUUGGCGCCCUGCUUCCCCUUCGCCUGGCCGCAGCACAAUUGGGUAAACUCGGGGAUGACUGUCUGCAGUGUUCUGUAGUAAUCAAGGGUCAAAGGUCAGGGGUCAGCCAUGAACUCGGUGUCCCCCAGCUCGGCCCAGUACGUCGGCAAGAGCUCUGAGACGAAGGGCGGCCACUUUGGGCACGUUGCCGAUGGCAACCGCAACGAGGGGGAGCCAGACGAGGUGGACCGUCUGAAGACCAAACUGAUGUCCGCCUGGAACAACGUCAAAUAUGGCUGGUCAGUGAAGUCCAAGACCUCCUUCAACAAGACCUCUCCCCUCUAUCUGCUCGGACAUUCCUAUCUGUUCAACCGUGAAGAUGAGGUGGAGCGUUUCUCUCUGGCAUUUGCGUCUCGACUCUGGUUGACCUACAGGAAGGACUUCGCUCCUCUUGACGGCGCGGGGUUGACCUCUGACUGUGGGUGGGGCUGCAUGCUGCGCAGUGGACAGAUGCUGCUGGCCCAGGGGCUACUCACACACCUGAUGCCCUCAGGCUGGCAGUGGCCCGACUCCCCGCCCCUCACCGACGUGGACUUUGAGUUCCUCCGCCCGCGCUCCCCUUCCAAGACACUAGGGGGCGUUGUGUCCAUCCCCUCCCUCUCCUCCUUCUCCAGCAGCAGCAGCAACUCUUCCUCCUCCUCCUCGGCCCCGGGGCCUCCACCGCAGGCACCCCCCAAACGCGUUCCCAGGCCCGCGGGGGACCCGCGCAGCGAGGCGCUGCACCGCAAGCUGGUGUCCUGGUUUGGGGAUCACCCGGGCGCACCCUUCGGCCUCCACCAGAUGGUGGCACUAGGGAGGAGCGCCGGGCGUCGGGCCGGGGACUGGUACGGCCCCUCGGUGGUCGCACACAUACUCAGGAAAGCUGUGGCUACCACUACUGAGGUGCAGAAUCUGACGGUGUACGUCGCCCAGGAUUGCACAGUUUAUAAAGAGGAUGUGGUGCACGUGUGUGAGGGAGAGGGUGACUCGAGUUGGCAGUCCGUCAUCAUCCUCGUCCCAGUCCGACUGGGCGGAGAAACACUCAACCCCACCUACAUCCAGUGUGUCAAAAACAUUUUAAAGCUGGACUGUUGUAUCGGAAUCAUUGGGGGGAAACCGAAACACUCCUUGUUCUUCAUUGGCUUUCAAGAUGAGCAACUGCUGUACUUGGAUCCACACUACUGUCAGCCCCUGGUGGAUGCCACCCAGAGCAACUUCUCACUGGAGUCGUUCCACUGUACCUCUCCCAGGAAGAUGAGUGUGAGUCGCAUGGACCCCAGCUGUACCAUUGGCUUUUACGCUCGCAGCAAGAAAGACUUCGAGUCACUCUGCUCAGCCGUGGAAGAAGCUCUCUCUUCCUCUAAGGAGAAGUACCCCAUCUUCACCUUUGUAGACAGGGGGAGCCAGGACUUCAGAUUGGAUGAGCCUCACGAGGCCCCGCCCUCUCACAUCUUACCACCCAAUCCGAUGGCCAGGAGUAAAAAGCAUGGCAGCUCUGAUGACUUUGUCCUGCUGUGACUACAGCAUCUCAUAAGGGACACACUGAACUAUGGCAUCUCAGGAGGGACACACUGAACUACGGCAUCUCAGGAGGGAUACACUGAACUACGGCAUCUCAGGAGUGACACACUGAACUACAGCAUCUCAGGAGGGACACACUGAACUACGGCAUCUCAGGAGGGGGACACUCAACUGAACCGAACUGAUCUGAGUUGGAACACGAAUGAUGCUGCCCUCGUUGAGAGCUUGCUGGACUAACUGAGACGGUGUGUGUGUGUGUGUGUGUGAGUGAAAGAAAGUGAGCGGGGCUUGUAGUGCCCGUGUGUGUGCGCGUGUGUAUAGUAUAGUAUA